This is a messenger RNA of Phaedon cochleariae (mustard beetle), 1328 nucleotides long. NCBI's taxonomy places the organism in Eukaryota, Metazoa, Arthropoda, Insecta, Coleoptera, Chrysomelidae. The record is from the annotation of a GenBank genome assembly.
GAACAAACUAGUUAUCAUAUUGAGUGAAUGACAUAUCUAGAUUACAAAUUAUGUUAUAUAUAACUAUAUAAGUUUCAGCUGUUUGAAAAGAGUGGAACAAAAUUUACAUGUUCAAAAAAAUGCGUAUUAGUUUGUUAGUGUUGCUUUUCACAACUUAUUCUUAUUCAUUUGGGGUGAAAGAGAGUGAUGAUUUAUUAACUAAACUCAUCAGAGGUAAUGGAUAUCCUUUAGAAGUUCACGAAAUUGAAACAGAAGACGGUUACCUCCUGAACUUAUAUCGCAUACCACACGGCAGAUAUCCCUCACAGAAUCGUACAGCGAAUCGCUCUCCUGUCCUGCUUAACCAUGGUUUGGGAGGUUCUGCUGAGAAUUUCGUUUGGAUAGGUUCCUCUAGGUCGAUAGCUCUCCUCUUAGCAGACGACGGUUAUGACGUAUGGAUGCUGUGCUCCCGAGGUACUUGGCACUCAACGAAACAUAAGACGCUCAAGCCAGAUAAGGACCUAGCUUAUUGGCAGUUCACAUGGCAUGAAAUAGGGGUAUACGACACACCUGCCUCAAUAGAUUAUAUCCUGCAGAGAACAGGUGAGAAAAAUUUGCACUACGUUGGACAUUCUCAAGGCACUACCAGUAUGUUUGCCAUGGCCUCAGAUCGUCCCGAAUAUAACGACAAAAUCAAGGUCAUGGUAGCUUUAGCACCGUCUGCUCUCCUUCAUGAAAUAAAGCAUCCUAUACGUCUAGUGAUACCAAUCUACGAAAUUCUUCGGGCACUUACCAACGCUUUAUUGAUCUACAAAAUUCCACCUUACAUAUCCACUUCCACUUUCAUUGCAGUAUUUCGGGAAUUUUGUAGGUUCACCCCGAAUUUCAUCUGCAAAUAUAUCCUGUUCAGCGUAGCUGGAAUUGAACAAGAACAAUUCAUAGAGGAAUUAUCUGGAAUUUUCACCUCUGCUUUUCCAGCAGGAUUGUCAGUACACCAAUUGUAUCAUUAUGCACAGGUUGUAAAAUCACAUGAAUUUGGCAGAUACGAUUGGGGAGAAGCCUUAAAUCUGGAGAAGUAUGGUUCAAAAAUACCAGGGAGAUAUCAAAUCGAGAAGGCCACUUUUCCUGUGGCCCUCUACUAUGGAGAAAAGGAUUUGUUCAUUUCCUUGAAGGAUAUAGAAUCCUACAAGCAAGUUCUACCAAACAUCGUGCAAUCCUACAUGGUACCUUACGAAGAUUGGACGGACAAUGAUUAUAUCUGGGCAAGAGACAUCAAAACACUACUGAACAACGAUGUAUUGAGAGUGAUGGGAAAGUUCAAAUAGCAAUAAACAUCUAGUGAAUUUUAA